This is a messenger RNA of Coregonus sp. 'balchen', 3592 nucleotides long. The record is from the annotation of a GenBank genome assembly. NCBI's taxonomy places the organism in Eukaryota, Metazoa, Chordata, Actinopteri, Salmoniformes, Salmonidae.
ACUGACACCCUGUAACUGUGUUUAGGCAACAUGUCUAAAGGUCCUGCAGUCGGCAUUGAUCUCGGGACCACCUACUCCUGCGUGGGUGUGUUCCAGCAUGGCAAGGUUGAAAUCAUUGCCAACGACCAGGGUAACAGGACCACUCCAAGCUACGUUGCCUUCACAGACUCAGAGAGGCUCAUUGGUGAUGCCGCCAAGAAUCAGGUUGCCAUGAACCCCUGCAACACAGUAUUUGGUAUGUUUUUAAAGUUCGGAUAUUUUGUCAUUAAAUUGGUGAACUUUAAUUUGAAAUUGUUUUGUUAGUUGUAUAGUGCGCCAAAGGGCAGACGCUCUUAUCCAGAGCGACUUACAGGAGCAAUUAGGGUUAAGUGCCUUGCUCAAGGGCACAUCGACAGAUUUUUCACCUAGUCGGCUCGGGGAUUAGAACCAGCGACCUUUCGGUUACUGGCACAAUGCUCUUAACCACUAAGCCCCUUUUCAUUGAAGUUUAUUUCUGACAGUUGUCGUUUCCACCAGAGGUUAAGGCAAGGUGUCCCAAACCCUUCCUUGGAUGGCUUUAAGUGUAAUCUAACUGGUUAGUCUUUUAUUAGAUGCCAAGAGACUGAUUGGCCGCAGGUUUGAUGAUGGAGUUGUUCAAUCGGAUAUGAAGCAUUGGCCGUUCGAAGUGAUCAAUGAUUCUACUCGACCAAAGCUCCAAGUUGAAUACAAAGGAGAGACUAAGUCAUUCUACCCAGAAGAAAUUUCCUCCAUGGUUCUGGUCAAGAUGAAGGAGAUUGCAGAAGCCUACCUUGGAAAAGUAAGAAUUUAAAAUGUGCAAACUGUCAAAUUGACUUAUACAUGUUUAUUUCCUUUAACUCGGAACAGGAUGGUGUAGUUUUUAGUUUGCCAUGAUUCGUCAGUUUCUGAUAACAUCACUCCCUAUUAUUGAAAUGUAUUGACAUUUUCUUUCCCUAGACUGUCAACAAUGCAGUUGUUACCGUGCCUGCUUACUUCAACGACUCCCAGCGCCAGGCAACCAAAGAUGCUGGCACCAUCUCAGGCCUGAAUGUACUGCGUAUCAUCAAUGAGCCAACUGCUGCUGCCAUUGCCUACGGCUUGGAUAAGAAGGUAAAUGGCUUGCUAUGAUCGUUAUACUGUUGAAAAGGACUGCAAUGCAGUGAUUAUUCGCUGUGAUGAAGUAUACUCCUGCCAUUCGUAGUUUCCACCAGAGGUUGAAAGACCAAAGAUGGCCCAACACCUUCCUUGGAUGUCUGAGCGACGAUCUAGCUGUGUCAGAUUGGUUCUUGAUUGUACAUCCUCAUUGCAAAUACUGAAUAUCCUCUCCUGUCUCAGGUUGGUGCUGAAAGGAAUGUCCUGAUCUUUGAUCUUGGUGGCGGCACUUUUGAUGUGUCCAUCCUGACCAUCGAGGAUGGCAUCUUUGAGGUCAAGUCCACUGCUGGAGACACCCAUCUGGGUGGAGAAGACUUUGACAACCGCAUGGUCAACCACUUCAUUGCAGAGUUCAAAAGGAAGUACAAGAAAGAUAUCAGUGACAACAAGAGAGCUGUUCGCCGUCUCCGCACCGCCUGUGAGAGGGCAAAGCGCACCCUGUCCUCCAGCACCCAGGCCAGCAUCGAGAUUGACUCUCUGUACGAGGGAAUCGACUUCUACACCUCCAUCACCAGAGCUCGCUUUGAGGAACUCAAUGCAGACCUUUUCCGUGGCACCCUGGACCCAGUGGAGAAAUCCCUCCGCGACGCCAAGAUGGACAAGGCCCAGGUCCACGACAUCGUCCUGGUCGGAGGCUCCACUCGUAUCCCCAAGAUCCAGAAACUGCUCCAAGAUUUCUUCAACGGCAAAGAGCUCAACAAGAGCAUCAACCCCGACGAGGCUGUGGCCUAUGGCGCAGGUGGGUCACUGAUCAUCUUGUGUUCACUCUGGCCGACGGGCUGCUAGAACUAGUUACGCUGCGACAUAUAUUUUUUUCUUCUCUGCCAUUUGUAGUGUCCACCAGAGGUCGAAAGACCAAAGAUGGCCUAACCCCUUUCUUGGAUGUCUGAGAAACAAUGUUACUGUGGCUCUACAGUGAUGUUUUUACAUGAGUCUAACCUCUCCAUUCUCAUUUGCAGCUGUCCAGGCAGCCAUCCUCUCAGGUGACAAGUCUGAGAAUGUCCAGGACCUGCUUCUGCUGGACGUCACCCCACUGUCCCUAGGUAUUGAGACCGCUGGAGGUGUCAUGACCGUCCUGAUCAAACGGAACACCACCAUCCCAACCAAGCAGACCCAGACCUUCACCACCUACUCAGACAACCAGCCCGGUGUGCUCAUUCAGGUGAGAAAGGGCAUGCAUGGCAUUUCAAAACAAUGUUUCCUGACUUCUUUGGCCACUCGCUGUGAUGAAGUUUACUCCUGUCAUUCGUAGUUUCCACCAGAGGUUGAAAGACCAAAGAUGGCCCAAUACCUUCCUUGGAUGUCUGAGCGACUAUUAAUUAAAUGUACUUCUCGUUUGAAGACCAUGUAUGUUUUGCUAAUAUAGACUGUAUCCCCCAGGUGUACGAGGGUGAGAGGGCUAUGACCAAAGACAACAACCUGUUGGGCAAGUUUGAGCUGACUGGAAUCCCCCCUGCACCUCGCGGUGUUCCUCAGAUUGAGGUCACCUUCGACAUUGAUGCUAAUGGCAUCAUGAACGUGUCUGCAGCUGACAAGAGCACUGGCAAGGAGAACAAGAUCACCAUCACCAACGACAAGGGUAAGUUUGUGAGACCAGUAAAUGGGCUACAAUUACUAGCCCUAACCCAAUAGGUUCGCUGUGAUGAAGUUUAUUCCUGCCAUUCGUAGUUUCCACCAGAGGUUGAAAGACCAAAGAUGGCCCAAUACCUUCCUUGGAUGUCUGAGCGACAACGAUAGUAGUUUUGAAUCUACAACGAUGUACAGUUGGGUCAUUUUUUAUACUUUGGUUGAUUUGAUUGUAUUUUGCCAUCAGGUCGUCUGAGCAAGGAGGACAUUGAGCGCAUGGUCCAGGAGGCUGAGAAGUACAAGUGUGAGGAUGAUGUGCAGCGUGACAAGGUUUCCUCCAAGAACUCACUGGAGUCCUAUGCUUUCAACAUGAAGUCUACUGUGGAGGAUGAGAAACUGCAGGGCAAGAUCAGUGAUGAGGAUAAGACCAAGAUUCUGGAGAAGUGCAACGAGGUCAUCGGUUGGCUUGACAAGAACCAGGUAAGAAUUGAUUUGGUGUGCCUUGUACAGUCUUGGCCCACUCGCUGUGAUGAAGUUUACGCCUGCCAUUCGUAGUUUCCACCAGAGGUUGAAAGACCAAAGAUGGCCCAAUACCUUCCUUGGAUGUCUGAGCGACCUAAGUGAAAUAUCUCAUUUGCAGGCAAUUUAAUAUUUUGCUAAUGUUGCCAAUCUGUUUAAUUUUCUUUAGACUGCUGAGAAGGAAGAGUAUGAACACCACCAGAAGGAGCUGGAGAAGGUUUGCAACCCAAUAAUCACCAAGUUGUACCAGGGUGCUGGUGGUAUGCCCGAAGGCAUGGCUGGUGGAUUCCCCGGAGCUGGUGGCGCUGCUCCUGGAGGCAGUGGAUCAUCUGGACCAACUAUUGAGGAAGUCGACUAA